CCGCUCCCUUUCCCCGUGGUCCCUCCCAGGACGUGACGCCACCGUGGGAGUUCGUCAGUUCCGCAAACAGGGAUGGCGGGGCGCUGAGCCGGGUUUCCAUUCUGAUCAGGGGACCAGUCAAAAUGGCUGAAGUAACCAAGACAGAAGAACAGCAAGUAGAGAAGAAUUUGAAUGAAGAAGUGGAGAAAACGCCUCAUGCUUUAGAGUCAGCUUCAGGUGUUGGGUGUGAAGGCAAUAGUUCUGCUUCAGGUGCAGAGCAGUCCACUGAGAAUGACAAAGAAGUUGAUAGUGGUGAUCAGGAUGGCAGAGCAAAGAGGAAGAAUUUAGAUUCUGAAGAUGAACCUUCUAAGAAGGUACCUGUGAUUGGCCAUGGGCAGGCUGUAGCUGCACAUUAUAAUGAACUCCAAGAAGUUGGUUUGGAAAAACGUAGCCAGUCUCGCAUAUUCUACCUCCGAAACUUUAAUAAUUGGACGAAGAGUGUCCUCAUUGGUGAAUUUAUAGACCGGGUACGACAGAAGAAGAGUGACAUAACUGUUUUGGAUCUAGGAUGUGGGAAAGGUGGAGACUUACUGAAAUGGAAAAAAGGCAGAAUUAAAAAACUCGUCUGUACUGACAUUGCUGACAUUUCUGUGCAACAGUGCAAGCACCGCUAUGAAGAAAUGAAAUCCCGAUGUCGGUAUAAUGAACAUAUUUUUGAUGCAGAAUUCAUACAAGCAGAUAGUACCAAGGAUCUCUUAUCUUCCAAGUACAAUGAUCCAGAUAUGCGCUUUGACAUUUGCAGUUGUCAAUUUGUUUACCACUAUUCAUUUGAGACAUAUGAGCAGGCUGACAUGAUGCUUAAAAAUGCUUGUGGGAACCUCUCUCCUGGAGGUUAUUUCAUUGGCACAACUCCAAACAGCUUUGAACUUGUAAAGAGACUCGAAGCUUCAGAAACAAAUUCAUUUGGGAAUGAUGUGUACAAUGUAAAAUUUGAAAAGAAGGGAGACUAUCCCUUAUUUGGCUGCAAAUAUGAUUUUCACUUGGAAGAAGUGGUUGAUGUCCCUGAGUUUUUGGUUUACUUUCCCUUAUUGGAAGAAAUGGCAAAGAAGCAUGGUAUGAAAUUAGUCUACAAAAUGACAUUUCGGGAAUUCUAUGAAGAAAAAAUCAAGAACGAGGAGCAUAAAAUGCUGUUAAGGAGAAUGCAGGCCUUGGAGCCAUAUUCUACACAUGGUGAUUCCAGGCUUGUUUCUGAUAAACCUGAUGAUUAUGAGCAUGCAAAAGAGUUUAUCAAAGAUGGCAAGGCAAAGUUACCAUUGGGAACCUUGAGUAAAUCUGAAUGGGAAGCAACAAGUAUUUACUUGGUAUUUGCAUUUGAGAAGCAGCCAUGAAACUUCACAUACUGGAUGCAGCAAGAAGGGAUCAUACCCAUGUGCAAGUUGGAAUGAUCAGAAAUCCAUCGUGGCAACUAUUUUUUUAUUUUUUAUUUUUUAAUUAUCAGACGUGUGCAGGACACUACCAAAAACUAGAGCAAGCUCGUGAUUCAGAGUUACAUUGCCUGUCUGUGACAGAUGGACUUGUGUGUGUAUAUAUAAGAAAGAUUCUGAACCAGUCUUUUUAAGCAUUUGUAAGCAAUCUGCAUGCUCUCAAAACCUGUGUUUGAAUUCACAUAACUUUGUUAGGAACAAAUGUUUUGUUUGUAGAAGUAUGUUUGUGAUAUGAGCCUGACCCUGCACUUUCUGAAGUUGAUGGAAGAACAUUGACUUUGAUAAUGCAGAAUGAGGGCCUAAAUACUGUUCUGCAGAGCUCAGUUAAUUCAUAAUGAGAUCUAUUCAGCAUAGAGGGUAUGCCUACAUAGCAUGCAAAGCAAAAAAUACCCCAGUCAGUUUGAGAACCUCUGUGCUGUGCUCAAGCCUGCAUUGUAAAUCUACCUUAGUGGUAUUCAUGGUGUAUUUUACAUGGUAAAAAACCAUGAUGUUCUUGUUUUUCCUGCUUGCUGAUACGUAGUGUCACUUCAUGGUGCUUUUAAGAUUAAAUGAGUUUGUUCUAUACAAAA
Molecule: messenger RNA, 2032 nt
Organism: Motacilla alba alba
Lineage: Eukaryota; Metazoa; Chordata; Aves; Passeriformes; Motacillidae
Gene: RNMT
Product: RNA guanine-7 methyltransferase
Exons: 11
Coding region: 123-1367 (414 amino acids)
Biological process (GO): 7-methylguanosine mRNA capping
Cellular component (GO): nucleus
Molecular function (GO): mRNA 5'-cap (guanine-N7-)-methyltransferase activity
Source: RefSeq, a predicted model, not a curated record